CUGUCAGCUGAUAGUCCCUUGCUUUUGCUUUCCAAAACCUAUUUCGAUUUUCGCAAAGAAAACGUCAGGCACCAUUCAACAUGGGCUCGAAAUACGCGAUCAAGAGCUAGUUAUAGCUGAAAUAUUGCUCUAAUUGUAGUGUUAUCGUUAUUAUAGUUUCAUUUUACAUGUACGUUGUGUAACUCUUCAAUUAGUCGAAAAUGGAUACGUUUAUCACAGGAUACCUCAGUUAUGGCGUUUGUUGAUCACUAAAAAAUUUCAUUCGGUUGAUAAUUUUCUUUAUAUUUGAUGUCCGUUUUUCGUUCGUGAUCGUCUGUUUCGUUCGCGUUUACGUGUUUACUCGAAAUGGUGAAGGAGAAGCCAAAUUCGAUCCGGAUCUACGAUGAGGAAGGUUUCCGACGCCGUGCGGCUUGUAUAUGCGUGCGAUCCGACGCCGAAACGGAGGUGUUGCUUGUGACAUCAUCUCGGCGGCCGGACAACUGGAUCGUGCCGGGCGGCGGCGUGGAGCCCGAGGAGGAGCCGUCGGUGACGGCCAUGCGGGAGGUGCUGGAGGAGGCUGGCGUCAUCGGCAAGCUUGGCCGCUGUCUCGGCGUCUUUGAGAACCGCGAACACAAGCACCGUACCGAAGUGUACGUGAUGACGGUCACCCAAGAGCUGGCCGAGUGGGAGGACGCGCGCCUCAUGGGCCGCAAGCGGCAGUGGUUCUCCAUCGACGACGCGCUGGCCCAGCUGGCGCUGCACAAGCCCAUCCAACGGCACUACCUGCAGCAGGUGGGUCACUCUAACACAGGGCUCGUGUGGACGCGGGAGCGGGACGGCUGA
This is a messenger RNA of Cydia amplana, 822 nucleotides long. RefSeq names its product diphosphoinositol polyphosphate phosphohydrolase 2 (gene Aps). NCBI's taxonomy places the organism in Eukaryota, Metazoa, Arthropoda, Insecta, Lepidoptera, Tortricidae. The coding region runs from base 346 to 822 and encodes 158 amino acids. The transcript has 3 exons. Gene Ontology annotation, molecular function: endopolyphosphatase activity; bis(5'-adenosyl)-hexaphosphatase activity; bis(5'-adenosyl)-pentaphosphatase activity. The record is from RefSeq and is a predicted model, not a curated record. Gene Ontology annotation, cellular component: nucleus; cytoplasm. Gene Ontology annotation, biological process: diphosphoinositol polyphosphate metabolic process; adenosine 5'-(hexahydrogen pentaphosphate) catabolic process; diadenosine pentaphosphate catabolic process.